Molecule: messenger RNA, 1116 nt
Organism: Clonostachys rhizophaga
Lineage: Eukaryota; Fungi; Ascomycota; Sordariomycetes; Hypocreales; Bionectriaceae
Source: the annotation of a GenBank genome assembly
AUGGCGCCCAGCCGUCCAACCGGCAAGGACAAAACUAAGAGCCCGGCUACCUUGCUAGCCGACUCCGAGACUCAGUACGAGGUUGGGAACCUUGAUGAGGCAAUUAUCCUCGCUUCUCAGGCCCUGGAGGCCACUGGCGAAGGAGGGGACUUUGAGCUGAGGACGCUCAAUCUUCUCGGUGUGCUGCACAUCGAAACCGGCGAUACUGAUGAGGCUCGCGCUUUCUUUGAAAAGGCCGUACGGUUGGAUGAGGACGGCACACUUGAGGAGAAGAUUGGUGGGGGUCCCGAGAAGUUCAUGUUUCUGGCUCAGCUCAGCGAGGAAGGUGGUCAGGACAGCGUCAAGUGGUUCGAGCGCGGUGCGUCUGCGCUGCGCCAGCAAAUCCAGAACCUGACGACCAUCACCAACAAAUCACCGGAGCAGCAGGCGGCACUGGAUGAGAAGCAGGAAAAGCUAGGUGGCGUCCUAUGCGCCGUAGCAGAGGUCUACAUGACCGACCUGUCAUGGGAGGAGGAUGCUGAGCAGAGAUGCGAGUCUCUUAUCACCGAGGCCAUGCUGAUUGCACCCACAUCGCCAGAGACGUGGCAGACCGUCGCCAAUGUUCGCAUAUCACAGGAGCGUGUGGAUGAGGCAAAGGAGGCUUUGAGAAGGAGUCUGGAGUUGUGGCAGGAUCUACCCCCAGAGCACCCUGCUGUUCCUGAGUUUCCCACCCGGAUCAGUCUAUCCCGACUACUUCUUGAGGUCGGAAUGGAGGAUGAAGCUUUGAGUGUGCUGCAACGUCUGACGACUGACGAUGAUCAGAGCGUCGAGGCAUGGUAUCUUGGAGGCUGGUGCCUCUUCAUCAUGGGAGAAAAGGCACGAGACGGCCAGGGUCAGUCCAAUGGCGACACUGAUGGAUGGAAAGAUGUUUGGAUUCUGUCUCGCAAAUGGCUUGCUCGGUGCCUCAAGUUAUAUGAGGUCCUUGAAUACGAGGACGAGAGAUUGGGCCAGCAUGCAGUGGAGCUCCGCCAAAAGAUCAAUGAUGUGCUUGGCGAGCCAGCCGAGGGUGAAGAGGAUGAUUGGGAUGAUGGUGAUGACGACGACGAAGAUGAUGAAGAUGCGGAGAUGGUGGGUUAA